UGUUGUGGUUGGGGAUUGAGAACUGAGAAUCUGGGACUAACCCUUGUGUAGAAUUUCAUGUUAUUCAGAUUCUUAGUUUGUAGUCUUGAGAUUUACAAAGUAGAUAAUGUGCCAUCAUUUUAUAGCAUACUCAUUAUUUAGUUUUGUGUACCAAGAUGAGCAAACUGGGGGAAAGCAAACUUUUUUCAAAAAUGUAUGAAGUGCUGUUCUGAAAUUUAUUGGAAAACUAGCAGCAUAGAGGGGAGCAUUUCACUAAAUAAAAUUCUGUCUCAGUUGGAUUUAAGUUUUUAAGGUGGCACAUCUAUUUGGAGUGUCUUUUAUCAUUUACAAUUACAUGUUGUGACUAAAUACAUUUAAUGUUUUUUCUGUAAAUUCUCUUUUUAUAUGACAUCAAUAGAUUUAUAUUAUAGAUAUAUGAUAUCACUACCCUUUAAUUUUAAAGUUUAAGGAUUAUAACUGAAAGGAACUAUUCCAAAACAACCCUGGGAUUAUAUAUUAUAGGAGAUAGGAAAAGGUUAAUUUUGAAAUAUAAAUUUAUUAAUCCAAAAAAUUUUUAAAUUUGAUUUCCUUUAACUUCUAGUUGUGACUUGUAAAUUUUAGAUCUAACUUCCUUAUUUAAACAAUGAAGAUGGUCAAAUAAGAUUUUCUACUUGCACUAGUCACCUCCCAUGAUUGUGAAAUCAAAUCAAAUAUUGUAUAAAAUAUAAAUGGGGCAUGGUGCUAGGUAAACAAUUAAGUAGACAUAGUACCUACCUUUUAAGCACUUACAGUGUGUUGGAGGAGACUGUCAUUAAACCAGUCAUUUUGUAAACAGUCUUUCUACAUUCUGUGCAGUAAGUGUUAAGGAAAAAGUACAGUGGGCCUGUGACUAGUCUUGGAUUAGGAAGUUGUACAGAUGAGGAAACUGAAGCUCAUAAUGGUAUAAUAAUCUUAUAUGUGGUCUCACUGUUAGUAAAUGGCAGAUUCAUGUUUUGAACACAGGUUGGCCUACCUCCAAAUUCCUUACUGUCUCUACCAUGCCAUUCUUUCUCUGAGUCACCUACCUCAGGCUUAUUGUGUUUCCAAACACCUCUUGUUAUUUCUCAGGGGGCUUAGCAGCUCUCCCUCUGGCUAAAUGUGGAGCCGGUGAUCAGAUUCUUUAAUGAGAUUUCUUUAAAGCAAUAAGCCUCUUCCGGGUUGUAUUUCUUCUGUACUAUAGAACUCCAGGAAUCCUAGAAGCUUCUUCAGGGGUAGAAAUCUUGUGGAUUCUGGGUCUGAUAUGAAAUUGCAUGCUAUUUGUGGCUUCUCACUUAAAAAUAGCCUCAUAGUGCUCGUGGGGCACUUUAGUAACUCCAACACUUCCAUCAGACUCCACUCCCUAACCCCAAGACACUCAAGAUAAACAAAGAUCUGAGUAAUAAACGGCAUGCUUCUGCUGCGGCCUCAGCCUUCUCCCACAAACCUUUCCUGUAUGGAAAUCCUAGAGCCACCACUGAUAAUGCAUUUUAUAGGAAGAAUGCAAAUAAAGAGUUCCAUUGCUUUAAACGUUUGAAAACCACCAUCCUAGUUGAUGUGACGUUCAGGGGAAAUAUUUCUAAAAUGAGAAAUUUUUAUAAUUCAUCACAUCUGUUCAUCCCCUACUACCUUCAUUGAUUCUCCCAAACAACUUUGUAAGCUGGGGAGGGAUUUUUGCUGUUAAAGUUUGUGGAGACAGUAUGAACUGGUAAACUGAAGCCCAGUACUUGAAACCUGAAAAAAAGUCUAUACUUUUAUAUCUCUGGGUAAUUUUAUGAUAACAAAAAGUAAAUGAAUUUAAGCUAAACGUCAUUGUUCUAUGUAUCCAGAGACAUUUUACCACAAAUACCUAGUUAAAUCUUGUAUUGUCAGAGAUUACUAAGUAACUGAUAAUUUUUCCUUUCUGAAUCUUUUUCUAGUCAGUCUGGUAACCUGUUUCUUUAGCCCUCUUAAAAGGUACUGCAUGCAUUUGAGGAGAGACCAUUUCAGGACCUAUCCCAUUUUAAAUAUGUAACAGGUUGUGCUUUUCUAGGAAUUUGUGAAGUUUGUUGUAAAAUACUUUAUAUAAAGUUCCAGGUAUAUGAAGGUUGACAAUGCUUUAUUCUGAUUGUUGUAAAUUUUUGUAUUUAUACGUUUUCAGAGGGUUUCAUUUGGUAGAACCUGAUUUAAUUUAGAUGUGAAGUAACUGAUUCCUUCCACAACCCUUCUUUGUCUUCAGUUCAUGUGCAUCACUAACUGAAAUAAAUUUUUGUCUUACGAAUUUCUCUGUUUUAAAAGCAACUGAAGAAACACAUUUCAGGGGCAAACGCUAGAAUACUUUGCCAUUAUCAGUCUACUGUUCUUUCCUUUCAAGUUGCCUAAACACAGCUGAGUUUGUAAGACGAGCAAAGAAAACAUGACAGUGCUGCCAAGUAGACAGGAAGCUGUAGUGGACCUAGCGAGCAGGGGAGGUUGAGCACACCCUCUGUCCAAUCAGCUGUGAGUGCUGUUGCUAUGUGCGCUCUUACUCUGCUGCCUUUGUGAAAAACCUCACACGGAGGGAAGCGGGAUCAGCACCCAACGCUGAACAUUUGUUUUAACCGCUGCAGACAUCUGGAUCCCUCAGUUACUGAUAGUAUAGCUAUUGAUAGCUAGAAGGCAACUUCUUUUAUACAAGGAUUCCAGUAUGGUUUUCAGUGGAAACAAAGGGCUUCACAGAGAAGAUACUCUGGAUGAAUAUUUUGAAUAUGAUGCAGAGGAGUUCUUGGUCUCUUUGGCCUUGCUGAUAACAGAAGGACGAACACCUGAAUGUUCUGUAAAAGGUCGAACAGAAAGCUUUCAUUGCCCUCCAGCACAGUCUUGUUACCCAGUAACUACCAAACAUGAAUGUAGUGACAAGCUGGCCCAGUGCCGCCAAGCCAGACGAACUAGGUCUGAGGUCACAUUGUUGUGGAAGAAUAACCUUCCAAUCAUGGUGGAAAUGAUGCUACUACCAGACUGCUGCUACAGCGAUGAUGGGCCCACCGCAGAGGGAAUUGAUCUAAAUGAUCCUGCAAUUAAGCAAGAUGCAUUAUUAUUAGAAAGAUGGAUCUUGGAGCCAGUUCCUCGACAGAAUGGUGACCGAUUUAUUGAAGAGAAGACGCUUCUGUUGGCUGUCCGCUCAUUUGUGUUUUUUUCUCAGUUAAGUGCAUGGCUGAGUGUUUCUCAUGGUGCUAUUCCACGAAAUAUUCUCUACAGAAUCAGUGCUGCUGAUGUAGACCUACAGUGGAAUUUUUCACAGACUCCAAUUGAGCAUGUGUUUCCUGUUCCCAAUGUUUCUCACAAUGUUGCCUUGAAAGUCAGUGUUCAGUCCUUGCCCAGACAAUCUAAUUAUCCAGUUUUGACAUGCAGUAUUCACACUAAUAUUGGCCUUUAUGAGAAAAGAAUUCAACAACAUAAACUUAAAACUCAUCAGCACCAUAACCCAAAUGAAGCAGAACAAUGUGGUACAAACAGUUCACAGCGUCUGUGUAGCAAACAAACUUGGACCAUGGCACCUGAAAGUGUGUUACAUGCAAAAAGUGGCCCAAGUCCAGAAUAUACUGCAGCUGUCAAAAAUGUCAAACUAUAUCCAGGCACUGGCAGUAAAUCUGACCAUGGGACAUCUCAAGCCAAUAUUCUAGGCUUUAGUGGUGUAGGCGAUAUAAAAUCACAUGAAACAUCAGUGAGAACUUUAAAAUCAUUUUCAAUGGUUGAUUCCAGUAUCUCUAACCGCCAGAGUUUCUGGCAGUCAGCUGGUGAGACUAACCCUUUAAUAGGCUCUUUAAUUCAGGAGCGGCAAGAAAUCAUUGCAAGAAUUGCCCAACAUUUGAUUCAUUGUGAUCCAAGCACUUCACAUGUUUCUGGACGUCCAUUUAAUACUCAAGAGUCUAGUUCACUCCAUUCAAAACUUUUCCGGGUUUCACAAGAAAAUGAGAACGUGGGAAAAGGGAAAGAAACUUUCUCCAUGACUUUUGGUAGUCCAGAGUUUAGUUCCCCAGAAGACACCAAUGAGGGGAAAAUUCGACUAAAACCAGAAACUCCUCGAAGUGAAACUUGUAUUUCUAAUGACUUUUAUUCUCAUAUGCCUGUUGGAGAGACUAAUCCUUUGAUAGGCUCUUUACUCCAGGAGCGGCAAGAUGUUAUUGCAAGGAUUGCUCAACACUUGGAGCACAUUGAUCCAACAGCAUCACAUAUCCCCCGGCAGUCAUUCAACAUGCAUGACUCCAGUUCGGUUGCAUCUAAAGUGUUUAGGAGUUCAUAUGAAGACAAAAAUUUGUUGAAGAAAAAUAAGGAUGAGUCCUCAGUUUCCAUUUCUCACACAAAAUGUUCCUUGUUAGGAGACAUCAGUGAUGGGAAAAACUUAAUACCUAAUAAAUGUUUUACUUCUUUUAAAAAUAAUAGUAAAGAAAAGUGUUCUUUGAAACGUCAAACAAGAAAUCAGUGUCAGAACAAUCCUAGUGAAAUCAUCCAAAGUACGUAUCAGGAGACACAGAACAAAAGUUCUAGUUUAUCAACUUCCUCAAUUUUGUCUCAGCACAAAGAAAAUAACUUAGAUUUGACAAGCAGAUUCAAGGAGCAAGAAAUGAGCAAUGGAAUUGAUAAACAGUAUUCAAAUUGCACCACUAUUGACAAACAGAUUUGUACAAAUAAGUAUAAGGAAAAAAUAAUAAAUGAGAACUAUAAUCCAAAAUUCUUUGGCAAUCUUCAGUCUGAUGAUUCCAAAAAAAAUGACUCAAAAAUAAAAGUUACUGUGUUGGAAAUGUCUGAAUAUUUGAACAAAUAUGAAAGCAUGUCCUCAAAUAAAGACUCAAAAAGGCCUAAGACAUGUGAGCAAAAUACUCAACUUAAUAGCAUAGAGAAUUAUCUCAAUAAAGAUAAUGAAGGUUUCAAAUGUAAAAAGUCAGACCAAUUAAAAAAUGAACAAGAUAAGCAAGAAGAUCCAACUAAUGAAAAAUCCCAAAACUAUUCUCGGAGAAGAAGUAUAAAAGACUGUUUGUCUACGUGUGAGCAACCAAAAAAUACAGAGGUAUUGAGGACUACACUGAAACAUUCAAAUGUGUGGCAAAAACAUAAUUUUCAUUCCUUGGAUGGAACUUCAACCAGAGCCUUUCAUCCUCAAACUGGAUUGCCUCUUCUUUCAAGCCCUGUUCCUCAAAGAAAAACACAAUCAGGUUGCUUUGAUCUGGAUUCUUCAUUACUACAUCUGAAAAGCUUUUCAUCUAUAAGUCCUCGACCAUGUUUAAACAUUGAAGAUGAUCCAGAUAUUCAUGAAAAACCGUUUUUGAGUUCUAGUGCUCCACCUAUAACAAGUCUUAGUCUCCUAGGAAAUUUUGAGGAAUCUGUCUUGAACUAUCGUUUCGAUCCUCUCGGCAUUGUUGAUGGUUUUACUGCCGAGGUAGGGGCAAGUGGUGCUUUCUGCCCCACACAUUUGACUCUUCCAGUUGAAGUGUCAUUCUACAGUGUUUCAGAUGACAAUGCUCCCUCUCCUUAUAUGGGUGUGAUUACUUUAGAGUCCCUUGGUAAAAGGGGUUAUCGAGUACCUCCUUCAGGAACAAUACAAGUGACCUUAUUUAAUCCUAAUAAGACUGUGGUGAAGAUGUUUGUUGUGAUAUAUGAUUUACGAGAUAUGCCAGCCAAUCAUCAGACAUUCCUACGACAAAGAACUUUUUCUGUACCUGUUAAACAAGAAGUGAAGAGAAGUGUUAAUAAAGAGAACAUCCGACACACAGAAGAACGGUUAUUACGCUACCUCAUACAUCUGAGGUUCCAGAGUUCUAAAUCUGGAAAGAUCUACCUCCAUAGAGACGUACGGCUCCUGUUCUCUAGAAAGUCAAUGGAGGUUGAUAGCGGUGCUGCAUAUGAACUCAAAUCUUACACUGAAUCACCAACAAACCCUCAGUUUUCACCAAGAUGUUGAUAAGGAGUGAUGAUUUGAAGUAUUUACUCAGUACCCAAGUUUGCAAGUAAAAAUUAGCAUAGAAUGGAGUGUACCAAAUUAACAAUCAGGGGAGUGGAUCCUCUCCUGUUAUCCUGGACCAGUUUUUAUGAAAGGAUUCCUGAAAUGAAAUCCAUAUAUUCCAUGUAGACUGGAAAAACUCAUGUCCUAAUCCUUUUUGUACUGUUGAAACCACUUCAUUGGACAUGUUGCAGUAGCAAACCCCCCAGUUAGAUUAGUGUUUACACAUUUUAUUUCUCAGUUAUUUAAUAUUUAAUGUUUUCCUUAAUACUCAAGUGAUGUUUGUCUCUAGUGUUCUAAUGUAGCACAAAUCCUAUGUAAAAUCAUACUAUGUAUUUUUGACAUUAAUGUUGAAAUCUGAAAUACAUGCACAAGUCUUUAAUUUUGUGUAAUGUGUUAAGUGCUGUUCAUUUAAGUUAUUGAAAAUGAGAAUAAAAUGUUGAGCUUCUUUAAAAGUAA
Gorilla gorilla gorilla (western lowland gorilla) is the source of this 6409-nucleotide messenger RNA. It is a transcript of the gene ATOSA, whose product is annotated as atos homolog A. NCBI's taxonomy places the organism in Eukaryota, Metazoa, Chordata, Mammalia, Primates, Hominidae. The coding region runs from base 2660 to 5911 and encodes 1083 amino acids. The transcript is spliced from 12 exons. The record is from RefSeq and is a predicted model, not a curated record.